Ostreobium quekettii is the source of this 387-nucleotide messenger RNA. Lineage: Eukaryota; Viridiplantae; Chlorophyta; Ulvophyceae; Bryopsidales; Ostreobiaceae. The record is from the annotation of a GenBank genome assembly.
AUGCCGCAGCAAGAGGACACAUUCGCGAAGAAAGAACUGGCCAUGCUCUCUGAGACGGGUCCCACGGAGGCCUCGGCACCAGCUGCAAUAGAGCAUGGUCUGGAGGGCUCCAGGGAGGAAACGCCGCUGUACGACCUCAUCUUUGAGAAGGAGGACCCCACAUUCACCGGAGCCAGCAAGAUCCACCGUGACACCCAGAACCCCACGAUGCUGUCCAAGUCGCGCAAUUGGGGGGGGCUCUUGACGACAUCGAUGCUGGCCCAUGGGCCACCUGACGACUUCACCAAACCGCAGUUCGCCAGAAAGCCCAUUGUGCGAGACACGUUCUACAGGAAGACAAACAUCUUCUUUCCGGACAAUUGCGCAGCUUCGGCAGCUGAUGAUUGA